AUGGAGAGAUGUGAGUCGAGUAGCGUUGGUGAAGAAGGCAAUUACAAUAGCUCAGAUGAACCAUUCAAACCUGUUCCCUUUGUUCGCAUUCUUUGGAUUGAUAAUUCUGGCAUUCAUAGAUGUCGUGUUAUUCCAAGAGAACGUCUCAGCUUCGUGAAAAAACAUGGUUUAGGAUUAAGUCCUGCAUGUCUUGCUGCACUCAGUUCAGUAUCUAAUUCCCCCGCGGAGGGUACUAAUCUUGGAUUUACAGGCAUGAUCAGAAUUAUUCCUGAUUUAUCAACCAGAUGCAAAAUCCCCUGGGAAAAACAACAGGAAAUGACAUUAGCAGACAUGUGUAUUGAACCAGAUAAACCAUGGGAAUACUGUCCAAGAGAAGUAUUUCGAAGAGUCACUAAAAUUUUAAAAGAUGAAUUUGACUUGGUUGUGAAUGUAGGCUUUGAAAUCGAAUUUUACCUAUUGAAGAGUGUAAUAAAGAAUGGCAAAGAAGAAUGGUUACCAAUCGACAAGACCUCGUACUGUUCUACAUCAGGAUUUGAUGUUUCUUCAUCGAUAUUAGAAGAUAUCGUUACUUAUCUUCAAACGAUGAAUAUUACAGUUGAACAGGUACACGCGGAAACUGGAAAAGGUCAGUUUGAAGUUGUCCUGGGAUACGCGGAGGCUAGUACAGCAAUUGCUAGCUUAAUUUAUGCGCGUGAAGUCAUCAAAUCAGUUGCAAGACAACACGGGCAGAUGGCAACUUUUGUUCCAAAGUAUGCAGAGGAUGAAGAUGGCUCGGGAUCACAUGUACACAUAAGUUUGUGGAGGAAUGGAGAAAACAUUUUUAUGGCAUCUGGAGAUUCAAAAUAUGGAAUGUCGAAGAUAGGGGAAUCGUUCAUGGCUGGAGUGUUAAAUCAUCUUCCUGCCAUAUUAGCUUUUACUGCAACACAUCCUCUUAGUUAUGAGCAUUUGGUACCUAAGACGCGAAAUGCAGCUUACCUCUGCUGGGGUAAAGAAAAUACAGAGGCACCAUUGAGAACUGCUAGCCCUCCUGGAAUUGCUGAUCAUCUCGUUAGCCAUUUUGAAAUCAAAGCGUUUGAUGCUUGCACGAAUCCAUACAUUGGUCUUGCUUCGAUAAUUAUUUCUGGAGUCGAUGGAUUACGAAAAGACUUAAACCUUCCAAAACCAGUAGAAGGGGAUUCAGAUGUAUCUGGAGAGAAUCUUCGAAGCGUACCAGAUUCUAUUUCUGAAUCUUUAAUUGCUUUAGGAGAAGAUACAUUGUUUUCAGAAGUGAUGAGUGAAAACCUUUUGACAGCCAUAAAAGGGAUUCGAAAGAUGGAAGUGAAGAACUAUUGUGAGCCUGAGAGGGACUACAAUUUUUAUGACCAGCAGAUCUAUAAGGAUCCACUUAAGGACAUCAUUUUCAAAUUUUAG
Solanum verrucosum is the source of this 1410-nucleotide messenger RNA. RefSeq lists its product as uncharacterized. The transcript has 10 exons. Gene Ontology annotation, molecular function: glutamine synthetase activity. Bases 1 to 1410 code for a protein of 469 amino acids. Lineage: Eukaryota; Viridiplantae; Streptophyta; Magnoliopsida; Solanales; Solanaceae. The record is from RefSeq and is a predicted model, not a curated record.